This is a messenger RNA of Hippopotamus amphibius kiboko, 1050 nucleotides long. It is a transcript of the gene SMIM30, whose product is annotated as small integral membrane protein 30. The transcript has 3 exons. The record is from RefSeq and is a predicted model, not a curated record. NCBI's taxonomy places the organism in Eukaryota, Metazoa, Chordata, Mammalia, Artiodactyla, Hippopotamidae. The coding region runs from base 176 to 355 and encodes 59 amino acids.
GGAGACACGGCCCUGCUCGCCAUUCCUGUAAUGGCUGCUUCCUUGAAGGCGCUGUCACGUGGAACCUCUUAGCCUCAGCAUCCGGAGCUCCUGGAAGGGAGUCGGAUAGAAUUAAAUACCGCUUUCUUUGAAACCUUCAGCCUUCAAGAACCAGCCACCUCAAGAUCUCAACAUCAUGACCUCAGUUUCAACACAAUUGUUCCUGGUCCUCUUUUCAUUGCUUUUGGUGCUGCCUGUUGUUGAAGCAGUAGAAGCGGGAGAUGCAAUCGCUCUCUUGUUAGGUGUGGUUCUCAGCAUUACAGGCAUUUGUGCUUGUUUGGGAGUAUAUGCACGAAAGAGAAAUGGACAGAUGUGACUUUGAAGGGCCUCCUGAAUCAACCCUUGUCCUGAAAACCUUUGUGCUGUUGAGGUUCAGAACUGAGCUUUGGUGUCUGAAAGUUCGCAAGAAACAGUAAAUUGGGUAGUUUCAUAGUCUUGGUUAUUUCCCUGUAAAUAGGAACAAAUUGAUAUACUAUGUUAAAUGGAAAACAAAAUGUUUUCUUCACAACAAAUAAUGCACUGAAAAAUGCUGCCUGUAAUUUGCAUUUGCUAGUUAGAAAGAAGGUCAAAGAAGUGAGACGGCUGAAAUUUGCAUAAGUAAUAUUUCAUAGUUUCAGAAUUCUCAAUAGGAAGAUGGAAACUCUUGUCCAGGAUCCUAGGAAAUUGCCACUGUUCAGUUAUAAUCACUGCCUCCUGCAUCACUGAGGAGUCUUUUCGUAAUAUUUUUAUUGAAUUUUUGUUGUCUGCCAAGUUAAUAUUGUACCUAGAUAUUAAGUACAAUUGGUCAAAAAUUAAAACUUCUCUCUUUGGGGGAAAAAGUUUAGAAAAUGUAUUCAAUGUAUCUAACAUUGAAAUGGAGAAAAGAUUUAAUGUUAAAAAAAAUUACUUGAUAUUGACAUUGAAAUGGAGAAGAGAAUUAAUGUUUAACAAAAAAAAAAUCUUUAUGUUAACUGAGUAACAUCUCCAUGGUGAGAAGUACUAUAUUAAAUAUAAACACCCUGUGUAAGUUAA